UACCUGAAAUCGCCGUACUGGUGGCUCGGCCAGAUCUUGAUAACCUUGGGAGAGGCGGGCAACUUCCUGGCGUACGGCUUUGCGCCCGCCUCCAUCGUGUCCCCCCUCGGCGUCGUCGCUCUCGUGUCCAACUGCAUCAUUGCCCCCGUCAUGUUUCACGAGAUAUUCAGGCCCCGCGAUGCCUGGGGCGUCCUGAUUGCCGUGUCCGGCGUGGUCACCGUCGUCCUGAGCGCGAAUCAGAAGGAGACGAAGCUGAACCCCGACGAUGUGUGGGGGGCCAUUACGACAAUGGAGUUUGAAAUCUACCUCGGCGUCACCACGCUGCUCAUUGUUCUUCUCAUGUGGGCGAGCACCAAAUACGGCAAGCGGACCAUUCUCAUAGACCUCGGCCUCGUUGGUCUCUUUGGAGGAUAUACGGCCCUGGCAACCAAGGGCGUCUCGUCGAUGCUCUCCACCAGCUUCCUGGCCGCCUUUACCACGCCCGUCACAUAUGCGCUCGCCUUUGUCCUCCUCUCCACCGCCAUUAUGCAGAUUCGCUACGUCAACAAGGCCCUGUCCCGCUUCGACUCGACCCAGGUCAUCCCCGUACAGUUCGUCAUGUUUACACUGUGUGUCAUCACCGGCAGCGCAGUGUUGUAUCGCGACUUUGAAAAGACAACCAAGAAGCAGGCGGCCAAGUUUGUGGGCGGCUGCCUACUCACCUUCUUUGGCGUCUUUCUCAUCACCUCUGGCAGAGACCAG
This is a messenger RNA of Trichoderma reesei QM6a, 741 nucleotides long. RefSeq lists its product as uncharacterized. Gene Ontology annotation, biological process: magnesium ion transport. Gene Ontology annotation, molecular function: magnesium ion transmembrane transporter activity. The record is from RefSeq and is a predicted model, not a curated record. The transcript has 2 exons. Gene Ontology annotation, cellular component: membrane. NCBI's taxonomy places the organism in Eukaryota, Fungi, Ascomycota, Sordariomycetes, Hypocreales, Hypocreaceae. The annotation marks the transcript as partial.